UGACAGGCAGUAAAUAAAAAUGACGUGGAGUUAUAGGUUACGAAUUGUUGUACUAUUUUAAUUUUAAUUAAUUAAUAAUAAAUGAGGUUCUUAUUAAUACCAAAAUAGCUUUCAAGUGUUAGUUUAUUAAUUCAUCUACAGAAUGAUUGAGAUAUCCGAUGUUCAGAAAAUCGGUGUGGGUCUUGUGGGGUUCGGCAUGACAUUCCUGUUCCUAGGCAUACUCCUUUUGUUUGAUAAAGGGCUGCUUGCUAUAGGAAAUAUUUUGUUCAUAAGCGGCCUGGCCUGCAUCAUAGGCCUCCAGCGCACAUUUUUCUUCUUCUUCCAACGACACAAAGUUAAAGCCUCUGUAGCGUUCUUCAGCGGAAUAUCUAUUGUGCUGCUGGGAUGGCCUAUGUUUGGCAUGAUUGCGGAGAUAUACGGUUUCCUGUUGCUAUUUAGGGGAUUCCUGCCGGCAGCUGUCAACUUCUUAAGAAUGGUUCCAGUGUUAGGAUCCUUAUUGAAUCUGCCUAUUAUAAGUGGUAUUGUCAACAGGAUAGCCGGCGACAACGGGCGCAAUAUGGAAACAUAGUUUUGUUUGGAUCCAAUUGAACUGCCAAGUAUUCGUCUGUAAAUAAGAAUGGCAAAUUGCCUUUUUUAAAAUAAAAUAUAAAUAAAUAAUAAAUUUUGAUGUAAGCA
Plodia interpunctella (Indianmeal moth) is the source of this 675-nucleotide messenger RNA. RefSeq lists its product as uncharacterized. The record is from RefSeq and is a predicted model, not a curated record. NCBI's taxonomy places the organism in Eukaryota, Metazoa, Arthropoda, Insecta, Lepidoptera, Pyralidae. Gene Ontology annotation, biological process: retrograde transport, endosome to Golgi; endoplasmic reticulum to Golgi vesicle-mediated transport. Bases 143 to 568 code for a protein of 141 amino acids. Gene Ontology annotation, cellular component: membrane; endoplasmic reticulum. The transcript has 6 exons.